Molecule: messenger RNA, 1005 nt
Organism: Gloeophyllum trabeum ATCC 11539
Lineage: Eukaryota; Fungi; Basidiomycota; Agaricomycetes; Gloeophyllales; Gloeophyllaceae
Exons: 8
Coding region: 1-1005 (334 amino acids)
Biological process (GO): protein ubiquitination; negative regulation of gene expression via chromosomal CpG island methylation
Molecular function (GO): ubiquitin protein ligase activity
Source: RefSeq, a predicted model, not a curated record
AUGGUCCGUACCGCGUAUGAACUCGAGAUCGAGGAGAAAAAAGAAAGCAAUCGUCGCCUCAUGAAGGAAUUACUGGGAGACCGUUUCGAAAACGAACCGGUCUUCAAGACGAAAAAGAAGCAAAAGAAGACCGCUCCGAGGAAGAGAAAGAGUUCAGCUAUGGCUGUCGGCGACGGGGAGGGGAGCCGUCCGGCUAAGGCACCGCGCACUUCAGCGGAGGCCACCGAGAACGGCGAAGGGCCGCGCCGGAGCCAGAGGAACGCGGGGAAGACGGUCGACUACAAGAGCGAACAGCUCCUCCCGGCCUCACGCUCCCGUCUGAUUUCGCUCAAGAGUAGCGACUCGACCAUGGAGAGCGACCCCAGGCGGACGGAGAGGAGAUCUCACGACCCCAAGACGUUCGGACACAUCCCUGGUAUCGAGGUCGGUACCUGGUGGGAGACGCGUAAAGAUUGCAGUCUGGACGCGGUUCACGCGCCGUGGGUCGCGGGCAUCUCUGGUGGACCGGACGGUGCCUACUCUGUUGCGCUCUCUGGUGGUUAUGAGGAUGAUGUCGAUCUGGGAUAUGCCUUCACUUACACCGGAUCAGGGGGGCGCGAUCUCAAGGGAACCAAGAAUGCUCCGAAGAAUCUUCGGACCGCUCCGCAAAGCUCAAACCAGACGUUCGAGAACCCUUUCAAUCAGGCACUCAAGCGGUCGUGUGAGACCAAGAAGCCUAUCAGAGUAAUCCGAGGGUUCAAGCUCCACUCCGAGUUCGCGCCAGCUGAAGGGUACCGCUAUGACGGACUGUACACCGUGGAGAAGGCCUGGAUGGAGAAGGGAAUGAACCCUAAAGGAUACCUCGUCUGCAAGUUCGCAUUCAGGAGACUCCCUGACCAGCCGCCAAUCCCUACGAAGGACGAGUCGGUAGAAGAGGAGGACCAAGGCGAGGCUGAUGAUACGACUGAGACGCCUGACGAAGAGGAUACCCCUGGGCCCGCCGAAGAUGAACAGGAAGUAGCAUAG